GCUGGAAAUUUUCACAGUUUCGUUGUCAUCACUGAAUCAACUCUUAAUUCAGUUCGCGAGGACAUUUUAUUGUGAUAAUAACCGUAAUCGGUGUAUAGAUGGUUUAGUUUUCACUUUAUCUCUGUACAUACCAAAUGAUAAAACUUCAUAGCAUCGUGUAACGCAGAGUAGAUUGUCGGUCGUUUUCCACUAAACUUUACGGAGCUCAGGAUCAAUAGCGUUCAGAAAAAAUAAGUUCUCGCAUGUCCGGCCAGACAUUCAGUCUCGGUUAAUGUGAACAUAAUCAAGAAGAAACAAUUGAAGAAUACGAAGACAGAACAAAGGGUCAAGGAUUCAAGAGAUGUCGAACGUGGGUGACUUUUCUUCGAAUCUGGUGAAUAUUGCUCUUGCACCUUUCGUACCUAACGUUUUAUCGAUAUGAAAUUACAAACCGAAAAUAAAUAGGUUAUUAUAAACUUAGUUUUUUUGAAUCAUUUGCUUGGAUACAUCAAGGUACAUAAUAGUGAAAGCUGUGGAAAAUCAAUUCCGUAUAUUUGCGCUGAAGAGUAUAUCUAAAUUACCAACGGUAGUGUUUCAUGUAUUAUCGCCAUUUUGACAAUUUAAAAAUGCACACAUAAAAUAAAUGGUGUGACAUGGCAUACAGCCUGUAAUCAUCAUGAACCAAGUAGAAUGGGAAACAAUGCACGAACAAAAACCGUAUUUUGAAAGAAUGUGAAAAUCGCCAAGGAGUUACACACAGAGGCUUCGAUUUUCUCCUUAGCACAGUUUGGUUGCGUGUCUUGGUGGCGCAGUAAUGUGAGCCCUAACAAGGAGAAAAACACCAGUCAUACGCUUUCAGUGAAAAGCGUAAACUCAUUUCAGCUAUACAAAGGGUAGACGACGUCGCGCCAUACUCCACACUUCAUAUAUGUGUAAAUGGAAAACUGGUGCAUUAUCCAAGGGCCCUUUACGGUGGCAGUAAGGGCAAUCGGUUGUUGAUUAAAAAUCAAAAUUGUCGAAAGCUGUUUCGUGCAAAACUGAUAUCAUUAGUAUUCGAGAACAAACGGUUUAAAAGUUGUUAUAAUAGAGUAAUUAUUUCGCUAAAAUAUGGGGUUCGAUGUUUUCUCAAAAAUCUAUUUUAAGGGGCAACUAAUAAAUACAUCAUUACCCGUCUAUACAUCAGCUGCGAGAAAUAAGCACAAGUGAAGAGUUUUUUUUUAAAUGAAACACGCAAUAGUUAUGUAAAAGAACAAUAUUUCGAGCAAAGUGUCUGACGGAACAAGUGAGAGAAUGAGAGUGAACAAUAUACCAUGUGAAUGUAAAAGUUGUACAUAAAUGUGGUGCCAACAAACCUAGCUGAUGGAAGAUUGCAGUGUGUUACUACUAGAAUCGUAAUGUCCAUCGAACAGAGAAACAGUUGAAAUUUAUAACAAUCCAAACUGAGAAUGUUAUCAAUUUGGUUAAAAUUUAUACUACGAUGAAGGAAAGCUCAAGUCGCCAGGAACCUUAGUAGCGCGAAAAUUUGACACACUCUUAAAAGCGACUACCGGACGAUGUCUUACACGCUCCUGAAAAUAGGGUGGCUACGGGCUCGAUCUAUAAUUAGGCUGCUCUACUAAUGAAAAUUUGAUAAACUUUUUAUUCCAAUAUUCAGCCUGUUUGAUAUGGGGAAGCAAAGACAAAAAUAGCACGCUAUAGGCCGAAGGUGUUUCCAUUUCAAUACCGUACAUGUCGUCAAUCGGAAUAUCAACGUGCAGCGAAGCGUAGGAUCUAAGAAACAUUCGGCAACAAUUCCUUGCUCAUAAAAUCAGAGCAGGUUUUCACGUCAAGAUUUCAAUUAAGGCUGUUGUUGACUUCAGGACCUCUGUUGGUGGUGCAAACGGAUUGACAAACUCCAUAAGGAAGGAAUCUCCUAGAGGCUAUGGAUGAAGAAAUCGUUCCGCGUACAUUUCGGGAAAAAGCGUUGUUUUACACGACUGCCUUUUUUAUCUUGCUAGGCACUUUUAGUCUUUUCGCUUUUUUGUUCCUGGUACCGUUUGUGAUCGAACCUGCUUUCACCACAAUUUUUAUGCAAUUUGAUGAGUCACCUGCGUUUUGCGUUACUGUUGACAAUGAGCAUCUCUAUGGCGCGAAGAACUGCAGCUGGGCGUCAUGCAGAGAAGGUUGCACUAAAGACAUCUAUGAAUGUCAACAAAUUCGCGUCAACUACAAAACGAGUGCACAGCUAGCAGCUGAGGAACUCGAAGAAAACGACAACGACGAACUUUCGACGAUGUCCACUGCUGCUUUUAAAGCAGUUACAGCAACAGCUACAAAAACCACUGGUGAUAGUAGUGUUAGUAAUGAUAUUAACAAAAGUAGUCUAAAAAAUAAUUUCAAUAGUCCAAGAGCUAGUAGUGAAACUAAUAAACCUGCUUAUGGCAUGGAUGGAGAGUCUGCGUCCAGUUUGAUAGGUGUCAGCAGGUAUGAUACAGCACUAAAUCGGUUUGAGCGGGCAAUACGCACAGACUAUGAUUACAGUGAUAUGCUGGUGGAUGAUAGAACUAAUGGUUUCGGUGACCACAAAAACGGUAUCAUCAGCUCCAUCAUUGGAGAGGAUAAUACACUCAUGGAAUAUCCAGACGAUAUGACUGAAAUGACAGGAAACGAAUCGGAGUGGUUUUUCACUGGUGCACGGUUAUUUCCUAAUGUUAAAGGUUGUGGGUAUCCACCGAUGCUAAAUUGCACAAUUUGGACCAAGAAGUACUGGAAGAUUGGAACGAAUUUUACUUGUUUUUACUCGCGCGUAGAUCCAGGCUUGGUAAUUAGUGAUCUCGAUAUGUGGCAAAAUACGCUAAACUUGGUGUUUGCGAUGGCCAUUCCUAUUCCAUCCUUCAUCAUAUCCGUAAUUUAUCUUGCAUUCGCUUAUUUUGUAAUCUAUAAUGAAGACGAGGAAGCAGCUUUGUUGGAUAAAAAUGGUGAAGAAGAAGGCGGUGAAGAUGAAUUAAACGAAACUGAUGAAGGAAACGACAACAAAAUUAAUGAAAGCGAGAUGGAAAUUACAGCAAACCACAUCAAUGAGAACAUUGUGGAUGAAGCUAAUACGGUAAACUCAACUACAACUACACCGAUUCAGCCGUUGCCGAAUGGAACAGCAAAUUCGAUCACUAACAUUAACAACACAAACACUAACACGACUGCUACGACCAACACCAACGGUUCAUCGAAACCCAUCACACCGAAUUCGACAUCGGACAUCAAUUCAUUUGGUCACCAGCUUAAGGUGAAAAUGGCUGAUGAAAUGUCCCGGGAAAGCAUCGAUGGGGGAUUGCUCUCGAAUUCUGCAUCAAUUCAAGGAAACUUGAGCAAGACGAUGACGACCAGUAUCUCAACUCCUCCUGGUCCGAUAGCCGCAGUCUAAAACGCCAGGUACACGGUUUGGAUGAUGUUAAGUUUAAAUUUACUAAGUAAGAAAAAGCUUCUCUUAUGAAUACCAAAGGAUAGCAGAUACUAACAUGAAGGAUAGGAUCAGCAUUGCGUCGUAAUAAAGCGUUUAUCAGCGAUAAAAUUCUGGCAAGACAAGACAUACAUCAAACUGUUUGUUUCUUUCCAAUUAGAUCUUUGCGAUUUCAUCAUAGAAAAAAUAAAACAAAAAUAAAAAUAAAAUGUACUCAUUAAAAACAUGCACAAAAUGUCAACUGACCAGUAACAGCUAGCAACAUUACAAAUUAUUGUGUAGUUGAACUGUGAAGUAAUACGAUUUCUAUAUGGAAUAUUUAUUUUGUAUUCUGCUUGGAAUAAUAUAAAAUCCUUUUAAAAAAACAAACAAGAAAUAAUAUUGCGAAAUUCAUAAAUAUGUGCUCAAACUGUUCCAGAUUUAUUGACCCAUAAGCAAACGGUGAAGAUAAGCCUAGGCUGAAUCAUUUCUAUGGUGAAUGGGGAUACAAAAAUGCAUUUGUCAUUUUGCUUGCCAAAACAUACCUAACACGUAUUCAUCGCGCACAUCAUAAAGGCUCUACUAAAUUGUUGAAUUAACAAAGCAACAUUAUUCGUUGAAUACGAUUCUACCCACCAAUUUCUCGGGUGAUUUUACCAAUUACCUUGAAAACAAUUGCCGUUCUGUAUACAAAGAGUUGAUAUUAACGGAACAUCAUUUACCGACUCAAUACUGAAAUAAAGAAAAAAGUUGUAAAAAGUUGUAGCAUCUGGCGAACUUGUAUUCUUGAUUAUUUUACAUAAAAGUUUUUUUUUCUCGUUAAAAUGCGUACUGCUACCAGUGCUGAUAAAAGUCAUUUUCCCCAGCAAAAUUCUUCGAAAAUUACAGCCAAUCAUUUUCAAUUUUCACUUUCAAUGAUCGCAGCACUCUUUCAGAUACACUAGAUUUUCGUCCUAGUAACGUGCUGUUAUACUCAGAUGAAAUAGAUCGCGCGCAUCGUUCACGGUUACGGAAUAAAAUUUGACGACAAAUCCAACCAAAUGAUCUUCACUUCAAAGCGAAAAAGAAAAACAAACAGUCCACUCAACCAAAAUGAACCUCACCGAAACACUUUUUCACUGACACUGACCGAUGCCUUGACAAUCUUCGUUAAGUGAUAAACUGAUUUUGUUGUCUUGCUUCCAUCGCAUGAAAUAUAAUGAGGUGUUUUGACAGUUCACUUGUGCUUCCAUGCAAAAAGCGGGAAGGGAGAAAACGUUUAUGGAUGCUUUUUUUCACUUUCACUCAAGAGUGUCAACAAAUAGCAACCCUGACUGUCACUGACACAAAACAACGGAUUUAUAGAAAUCAAACAUUUCUAAUUUCUUUUCCACUUUUCGUUCACUUUUAUUCUACUCAAUCGUUGUUUUUUUUCUAAAGCAAUCAAUGCUUACCACGAUUUUUCAGGCCAACUACGUGUUUUACUAGCAUUCAAAGCAAAGCAAAAAGCAAAGCCUUGGUGCUACAUUCCGAUUCGGAACUUGACCUUCUGUUUACUAUACACAGACUUCGCAGCCCACCGUUAAGUGUACAGGACAAUUGCGGGGCUAGCGCUAUGAUCCUCUACUGACACUAACAGUCUCUCCCGAGUCAAGACUCGAACCUACGACAACUGGCUUGUUAGACCAGCAUUGUACCUCGAGACCGGCUGGAGAGUUAAUAGCAUUCUAUUGUUCUGUAAAGUCAACUUCGCGUGCUUAUUCUUGGAUGGAAUAAUUCUCAUCCGUUUACCUUUAUUCAAACCUCAAUUCCAAAUUGCUAUUGAGUAUCCGUGAUAUGCUUAAUUGAGACAUAUGUGAUCUUAUCUUAUUGUUUGUUUAUAUUCAUAUAUAAGUGUGCAUACUGUUUCUAUCAUCGAUGAAUAUAUUGUAUUUGCGAUUUAGCUAAAGGAUCUGCAAGAUAGUGCUAUUUUAUUUGCCUCGUCAAAUCUUUUUAUCAUUUGAAUAAGUUAGUACUAAAAUAAUACUGCAAUAAGUUCGGUCUAAAGUCUUUAGGCCACCAUCGAAGAGCAGCGUCCUUCUGUCGAUCAUUUGCCGCUGAUUCGUUUGCCACGUCCGGAUUAAGGCUUGUGGGAGCCCAGGGGCAAAGCAAUAUUUAAAUAAAGGAACAUGUCAUAUAUAAAUCUAACUUAAAGAAAGGAUUGUGUCAGUUUCGUUUAAAUUUUUUUUUUUUUAAAUGUCACGAUUUUUUUUGUAUCGUGAGUCAUUAAAAGUGAAUUAUUCUGCUUCCCCCCUCCCCCUGCCUGGCUAUGAACGUUUGCCUCUAAGUUACUUUUCGAUUCCCUGAUCUUACACUCAAAAUAUUUUUCACGUUAUGAUUACCGGAAAAGUUAUGUGAAUAUUUUCCACUGUCAUUUUCACGUAGAUUUUACGUGAUUGUCAUUUGAGUUCAUCAUGAUCUGGUGAGAUGAUUUAUCUUGUGAAUAUUAUUCAGUAGACAUAUGCGUUUCAUGUGAUUUUCACGUAGAAUUUAACUACCGGCAAAGUGAAAAGCAUUUGAUUAACGGAUAGCUACUACGUUUUAUAAAACGUAUUAAUUUCGAUUGUGGUUUCCUAAAUUCUUAAGAGAGAAAUUAGCUUUCAGAAUUUUUUUAAAUAUGUUGCUAGAUAAAUCGCACGGGCAUGCAAAAUUUCCAAUAAGAAAAUGGAUUGAACGACAUAAAAACUGACAAAUAUUAAGACAUUCACCGUCUAUAAUUACUGUUAGCUGCUACUUUUUAUGUUCAGGUAACUCCUGAAUCUUUGAACUGAAUCUGUACAAAAUCUGUAAGCUAAAGAUUCCAUGUCGAAUUAUGGUUUUUCCUUAAUCUCACUCAUUGGCAAGCCAUCGAUGAAAUCAAUUUUAUGUUCAGAGACCGAAUUACACAACAGCUUCGCCAAUUUGAUUCUUGUAUAUUUUCGCACGGAGAGUUCAUUCUGUUUGACGUUGCCAAGUUCACGUAGAUACUACGUGAUAAAACAUAGUAUGCAUGUGAUUCUCACGUAGAUGUUAUGUUUGUCACAUAAAUCAUGAAAACUGACAGAAAAUGAAUAAGUACAGGAAAUUUCACGUAACAAUAACGUGAAAAAUAUUUUGAGUGUAGGGCAUCCUUAACAGUGCGCUUCUAUACCCCGUUUGGCAGCGCUCUAUCAUCACUUCGUACCGUACCGGUCGCUGCUAAACGCGCUAGAGAAAUAGUAGCCGGGCCUCCGGGAAGCAUCGCGCUCUCAAAUUUGGCAGCCCGGUAACAGCGCUGCUAAAGGUUUAUGCUGGAUGAAACGUCAAACAGAGACGAUAGCAACGACCGGUGUGAAAACGGGUGAGUGCGUAAAAUAGCCGCGCUGUACACAGUCGCCAUAACAACUUAAAUAGUAGCGCACUGUUAAGGAUGCCCUUAUGCCUCUUCGCCAUAAAAAAACUAAGCGCAGCAAAUGGGGCUCAUGCCAACAAGCUGCUUACAUUUCAAACGAGUCGAGUAUAACGAUAACAAAUCAUGGUGUUCUUCCGAUACUAAUCCUUCGAAUACUAAUCCUUCGCGAUUCUUGGUCCCAACCUAUUAACUGUUAUGUACUCGACAGGGUAUACGGGUGCCGUUUCAGACUUUAUUGCUUUAAAAAAUAAGGAAAACCCCAACUCUGCUAGUUGAAACUUAUGGGAUGCUGCUUACUAGUGGAAAUAAACCAUUUUCCAUCAUCAGACUGUUUAUUGCAGCAGGGCCGGUUGAAGGGGGGGCUUCGAUUUUUUACCCCAUAAGUACUCAGCAGGAUAUCCGGGUACCCACAAAAUGAAAUUCUUCUUGCUCUUUCAUUUCUUCAAUCGACUUUCGAUCUUGGCCUGUCAAAAGAUUGGAAAAUCUGUCUACUUUUAUAAUCUGGGACUGAAAUCAACCUGUCACCACAUCUGGUUCCUGUAAAUCCGGAUCUUCGGGAGCAUGUUCCGGUAAGACAAAUUAGUACAUACCAAUAUUGUUUGGUUUCAUUGCCAAUUGUUAAAAUUUGCCUUGGAUUUGAACCUGGCCCCGGAGUUCCGGAUUUACUGGUCCCAUAUGAAAACGAAUGGCUCUUUUGGUGACGUAUACUAAAAAUAGACAAAAUUUUCAAUCUUUUGACGGGUCCAGUGCGAAAAUCGAUCAAGAAUUGAAGAAGUGAGAAGCAUUUCAUUUUAGUAGGUGCCCGGGUACCUUACCGAGUACUUACGUGCGUUAAAAUUCCCGGGUAUAUAACAGUUAAGCAGACGUGGCGACGGGUAGUGAGUAGUUAUCGACCCAUUGUUGAAUCCAGAAUAUCUCUCAUUCUUUUGUUAGUCUUCGCCGGUCGCUCCUAACACCCGAUCUUCAUUUACACCACACAUUCACAUAUUUUCACAGGUAGCAUCGCCGACAUUCGUGCCACGUGAUUAGCCCUCUAUAGCCUGCAGUAUUUCUACAAAUUGAUAAUAUCCGCAUGAUGAUAAGCUUUGUACAUCUCGUGAUUCAUGCGCCUGCGCCAUACUCUACUUUAUUACAAUCACCUCAAUAUUGUGUCAAUGAAGAUUUCAUAUAUGAGAAUAAUGUGAGGUUCUUGUAAAAUUGAGCGUUUUUUUCUACAAGGUUUACUUCGACCAGUGAUAAUUGAAAAAUUCGAAUAAUUUAAAAAGCAGUUACUUGAUAAUUUUUUUUUUUUUAACUCUAAUAUUUAUUUAGGCCCAACCGCGAAGCAUAACGGGGCCGAAUAUCUUUUGGAGUAGGGAAAAGCCAGCUUGAGUAGAGCCUGUAUCCCGACUGCUCCUCCUCAAACAGGCAUAAAAACCCUCUCAUCUUUUCUCUUUAAAAAUACAAUUUAAAAAUACAUGUCAUUUAGGCUUACAACUAACAUUAACAUCAAAGUUUUUCUCUUUAUAACUAAAUACUAAUCCUUACUACUAUUCGUUGAGGGUGAUGGUUCCUUAUCUCUUUGAAAUCAAAAUCUAAGUUCGGUGGAUCAUGUCUCUCAAAAAGAAGCGAUGAUUCAUGUUUCUAUAAAAAAGAUGAACGAAAGAAAGAAGAAAAAAAAACGGAAUUAGCGUGAAACUUUUUAAGAUUGUUGUGUUGGGAGAAAUUAGGAGAAAAAGCAUAGAGAUAAUCAAAUUCGAUACUUGAUAUCUCUUAAAAAGUCGUAAAUGGGUAUUACAAGCGCGGGGUUGCGGCUAGCAAGCACAUCCCGUAUUUGCAUUGUAAGCGUCACUUUCUGUUUCCGAAGAGAAUCCAUAAGCUUGGCCCUUGCUCUGUGGUACUUAGGGCAUACGAAGACUAUGUGGUCAAUAUCUUCGUACCCUCCACAUUCGCACAGAUUACUAUCGACUAAGUUUAUUCGAUAGAGGUGUGCGUUUGCAACAUAGUGAUUGGACAUUAGGCGCGAAAUUACUCGAAUGAAAUCUCGAGUUAAAUCUAACCCUUUGAACCAAGCUUUUGUAGACACUUUGGGCGAAAUCGAAUGCAUCCAUCGCCCAAGAUCGUCUUUAUCCCAUUUUUCCUGCCAGUUUUCCAGAGCCAGUUGUCGGGGCAAAUGAAAAUACUCGGUAUAGGUGAUCGGUCUAUCAAAUAUAUCUCCAUCUAUGGCACCCCUUUUUGCUAAUAAAUCAGCUUCUUCAUUGCCUGGGAUUGAGCAAUGAGAGGGGACCCACACAAAGCAGAUAAUGGAAGACCGAUCAACCAGCACUUCUAAUAUCCGUCUAAUUUCCGGAAGGAAAUAGGACGGGUGCUUGACCGGUUUAAUCGAUCGGAGAGCUUCGAUAGAACUGAGGCUGUCCGAGAAGAUGAAGUAAUUGUCUGGUGUCUUGAGCUCGAUAAUUCGCAGCGAAUUGUGUAUGGCAGCUAAUUCAGCUACGUAUAUGGAGCAGGGCUGUGCCAGUUUGCGAGAUAUGCGAUGAUCUGUGUUGAAAACGCCAUAUCCGGAAUGUCCAUCCAUCACAGAUCCGUCCGUGAAAAAGGAAUUCUGUUUUGGGAGGUGGCCAAAUUUUGCCGAAAAUAUUGAUGGCACAACUGUUGGUUUGAGGUGAUCGGGAAUUCCAUGGAUUUCUUGUUCCAUCGUCAAAUCAAAUACAACAGAAGAAUUGUUGAGCGAUGUUGAAAUCUCACGGGAUGGAGCAACAACCGAAGGGUUUAUCUCCAUGGACAUGAACCGCUGGUAUACUGACAUGCAGGGUUUCUGAACAACUUCCAAACAUUUCUCAUAGUUCGCAAUAAGCAUUGGAUUUGCUAUUUCCGAUCUAAUGAGGAAACGAAAAGCCAACUCAAACAGCCUCUCUUUGAGUGGUAGUAUUCCAGCUAUGACCUCUAGGGACAUGGUAUGUGUCGACUGCAUGCAGCCUAGAGCGAUACGCAAACAACGGUAUUGUAUCCUCUCGAGCUUCAGCAUGUGUGAAGCUGCGACACCUCUGAAGCAUAUGCUGCCGUAUUCUAUUACGGGCAGAAUCGUGGUUUGAUAGAGUCGUAUCAAAUCCUCUGGAUGGGCUCCCCAUGAUGUUCCUGUUACCAUCCGAAGAAAAUUGAUCCUCGGUUGGCAUCUUUGCUUCAGGUAAUUUAUAUGUUUUACCCAUGUGCACUUAGAGUCAUACCAUACUCCGAGAUAUUUAAAGCUAGGUGACUGGGUGAUGGGUCUUCCGGACAGAACUAGCUCCAAACGGGGUGGUGGUCGCUUUUUUGAGAAGACAACCAUCUCCGUUUUUUUCAAGCGAGAACUCAAUUCCAAGACAGCUGGCCCAACUGGUCAGAUUAUCUAGCGUAUUUUGCAGGCUGUUUUUCAUAUCUACAGCCAGAGACGCCGUGACUGAUACUACGCAAUCGUCAGCUAACUGACGCAUUGUGCAGCCGUCCGUCAAGCAUGUGUCGAUGUCACUGAUGUAGAAGUUGUACAACAGCGGACUCAGACAAGAGCCUUGGGGGAGACCCAUGUAGCUUGUUCGUGUUAUUGUUGAAGAACCGUGGUUGAAAAGUAAAUGCUUUUCAGACAGCAGGUUGAUCAAAAAGUUUGUUAAUAUAGGGGAGAAUCCUCUCUGAUGCAGUUUCUCGGAAAGAAUUUCGAUUGAAACUGAGUCAAAUGCGCCUGUGAUAUCCAGGAAAGCCGAGGUCAUUUGUUGUUUGCUGCCAAGAGCCAUUUCUGCUUCUGUGGCUAGCAAUGCCAGGCAAUCGUUAGGGCCCUUGCCCCUACGAAAGCCGAACUGGGUCUCUGACAGUUGGUUAGUUGUUUCUGCCCAGUUGUCAAGUCUGCGCAGGAUCAUUUUUUCAAGCAAUUUGCGUAUGCAUGAGAGCAUCGCAAUCGGCCUGUACGAGCGAUGAUCUGCGGCAGGUUUAUCUGGCUUUUUGAUUGCGAUAAUCUUAACCUGUCUCCAAGCUUUUGGGAUCACAUUGUUCCUGAUAAGCUUAUUAAACAGUUUAAGAAAUCGUAUCUUGGCCGAAUCCGGCAGGUUUUUCAUCAAAUUAAAUUUGAUCCUGUCCGGUCCUGGAGCCUUGUUCUUACAAGACGCGAGGGCAAUUGAAAAUUCCAGCUUCUAAAACUAAUGUUGCAAGAAAGUUGUAUUCGUCUGAUGGAGAAAGCUCGUCGGUUGUUUCGAGCUCCUGAGAUAUCAUGUUCGAUAAUUUUUCCCAAUCAAUAUUCCGGGUGAGAUCAUACUCUACUUCGACUGUGGUAACAGACUGGAGCCUGCUCAUAAUCGAAAUACUUAUUGGCAAAUGAUCACUACCAUGGGGAUCUUGAAUAAUCUCCCAUUUACAAUCCAAAGCUAUUGAGGAGGAACACAUAGAUAAAUCUAAAGUGCUCUCACGUACUGGAGGCCUUGCUAUUCUUGUAGCUAACCCAGGUAUGUUCAAUAGGGUCAUAUCGAACACGUCUAGUAAGCUUUCAAUAAGAAUAGCCCGGUUAUCAUCUCCAGGUGCUCCCCACGCCAUACCGUGAGAAUUGAAAUCUCCCAGGAUAAGGCGUGGAGUCGGCAGCAGUUCCGUUAUUUGUGUCAGCUGCAACCGGUUAAUAAUAGCUCUAGGUGGUAUGUAGACUGAUGCGACCGUAAGGCUCUCACCAGCUAUUGUUAAAUGGCAAGCAACAAUUUCUAUGCCAUCAAUUGCUGGGAGAGGAAUUCGGAAGAAUGGAUAGCAUUUUUUGAUACCAAGAAGCACUCCGCCAUAAGAGUUUCCUCGGUCUAAACGAAUUAUAUUGAAAUCAUGAACGGCUACUGUCGUAUCCGUUGAUAACCAUGUUUCAGAUAGCGCGAAAAUAUCGCAUUUGCUAUCGUGAAGCAGGAGUUUAAAUUUAUCUAGUUUGGGAAUCAAGCUUCUACAGUUCCAUUGUAUGAUCCUUGUUGUCGAUUCGUCACUUCUGUUGUCUGAUUUAGACAUCGAAGGAUACGAACGAGAGGAGGGGCCAUUUGGUGCUUAGUUGCUUACCCAACAUGCAAAUUGUUGGAAGCCAAGCCGAAAUCAUACUUUUAAGAGUAUCGGAUAAACCAAAAGUGGUAAAUAUCCAUUCAACUAUCAUUUUAAAUGAAAUACGUCCAUCAGUAGACGGUAUUUCAGAUUCCGGAGACAGUUUAUUGGCGGGAGCAGAUUUCUUUCCCGGUAGUUUAGGGAACUCUUUAUCAAAAGUGUUGCCCUCAGGAUUAAGUUUGAAUCCUGGAGGUGACGUCUUAGCAAUAUUUUGCUUAGAAGGUUGACCUCUUGGGGUGUCUGUAUGCGUUUUCUUCUGCUCCUUCCUGGGAAGUUUGGGGGAAGAUACGCUUGGUCGUUUCCGCACGGCCCCACUUGACGGAAGAGGUUGAUAUACCUCUUCGUCAUCAUUGGAAUCAUCCGUUUCCAAGCUGGAAUACGGAUUUUCCUGUUGCUGUAAGGCAGUCUUCAACAUUUGUGCAAAUGACUGCUUACAGCGUUGUUUCGUAGAUUUCUUCAACGCGUCUGAACGUAAUUUGUAUUUUGGGCACGCUUCAACUUCAUGUGGGUCACCACCACAGAGACAGCAUCUUGCCUGUUGAUCGCCGCAAGUAUGGUUAAUCUCAGAGAUUUCACCACACUUGGAGCAUUUCGAUUUAUUGUUGCAGUAGGUUUUUGUGUGCCCUAACUGCAAACAUUCGUGCAUGUCAUAACUUUCGGUAUGAAAAGUCUUACUGGGAGUCGAAGCUUGUGAAGUUCGACAUAAUCCGGAAGCACUUUUCCCUCGAACGUGACUCGAAACGAGUCAUUCGGGGAGUAUUUUCCCGUAUUAUCCUUGGAAUACAUUUUCCUGCAUUCCAGAAUUUUUAUUUUUGGGAGGGAGGGAUUUUUAAAGCAUCCCCCACCUUCCAUCACGUCCUUCUCGGUAAGAUCCGGUUCGGUGAUAACACCCUCAAUUUCAACUACGCGUGCCGGUAUAUAAACACGGUAUUCGAUGUUGAAAUUCGGGUCCAGGACGACAUCGUUCGCUUGUCGGGGAUCCGAAAAUGUUGCCUUCAGUCUAUCAGCUUUGACCUUGUAAACUUCGGUCAAGCUCGAGUAUUUUUCCUUCAGAGAUUUGCACAUCUGUACAACUCUAAGAGGCUUGUUUUUGGGUCGAAAAUACACGAUCCAACGAAGACCAGGUUGGUUCACCUGGUACAUUUUAACCCGAGUUGCCCCGUCAUUAGUGGAUGGGGCAAUUGGGGCAGUUUUACGAGGUCUUUUACGCUUUUUAACGACGUCAAAAAAAGCGUUGUUUCCAUUAUUCGGAAUGUCAGAAAAAUCCAUUGCGGACUCGUCACCUUCUGAACAAGAUGAGAGGUCCGGUGGAAGAGGCAAUCCACCAACCGCCAUAGCGGUUGGGAACUAUAUGCCGCUAAUAACUAAUAUAUGAAAUAUAUGAAAAUAUUUAUAUAUUCAAAACUAAAAAGAAUGGCUAUAUAUAAUAAAAGAGAGGAAAUGCGAAAUCAAAAUAUUUAAAUUAUAUAUAUGUAUAUACGAGAAUAAAGAAGGCAAAAAAGUAAAGGUUUUGUCACUUAUCUUUAAAUGUAUGAGAAUCAGCAGCACUGCCUGCGCUGUCUCCUCAACUGCAGAGCGGCGAUGCCGUCCGCUUUCCCCCCGUCGGGGUUCCACAGCACACGCGCCAACUAACCACUACCACAGCUCCGUACUUCUCUACUGCGGGAAUCGACCUUCGCUGAUGCUGGAUCAGCACGCCUUUCAGCACUCGCGCCAAAACAAGCACGACUCACCACCUUCACACGCGAACGCAGCGCAAUCGCGCCGAUUAGCACCACUACCACUGGCGCUGUUCGGCAGUCGGGGCUCCCCCACCAAUAACGACGCGUAUUUGCACGCCACACAACACCAACGCUAGAAGAAGCGAGAUAUUAAUUUCGGUAAUCCACAGAGCACUCAAGAAAAACAACUUUCCUGCUCGGCUGCCGAAAAGACUAUGUACUUGAUACAUUUGAUUGAUAGACUAGUUAGACAUUGAAAUAGCUACUACAUAUUGGCAUAGACGAGCAGACGUGCCACUCCAUAUAAAAUUUUGAAAAAUGUGGUUCUGAUUAACUGGGGCGACACCUACUAGACAUAUUAUCCUGAAGAUAAACUUUCAGAAUUCCUGGCAACCAUACCCUUUGUCUUUUGCUUCUGACAGCACGGCGCGCGACAACUGAGUGACAAAGGAAAAAGAACAUCAGCUCCACCACCGCACAUUCCGCGUUAUUGAAAUUCAUUUGAAUCGACAGUUAUUUUGAUCCACGAAAAUUUCGAAAUUUCGUGAUACGUCUGUUUGUCUAUGAUAUUGCUUCAGGCUAUUUGCUUGUGUCCAGCAUACCUUUUGCUGUUUAUUUAUCACAUCGUAUUGCAAUCACAUUCCAUUCGUAUUGGAACCUACCGCUCCUGGUUUUACAGUACUUGCACAUAGUUGAUAACAUAAGCUUUUUAAAUGACAUCGAUGCUGAUUUUAAUCUAGAAUAGUAAAAGGUAUUGGAGACAUAAGUCUUAAAAUGCUUAUAUUAAGGUAAAAUUUCAACAAGUUGCUUACGUUGAUGUUCUUCAAACAGAAAAGUGAAUUACAUACUUUGUCUGCAUUUUAGAGCCAACAUUUGAUAAAUUUAUUUUUUAUCAUUAUACGUUAAUUCGAUUAACGUGAAAAACACAAGCAAAAAUAACAUGAAAAAUAGGAAAACGAUUCAAAUUUAUUACUAGCGCUAGACGACUUACAUUUCAAAAAAUAGCUUGGCUGAUAAAGUAUUUAAAAAAAACAUAUUUAGUAUAAAUAAAAACAGCGAAAGCAAUGGUUUUAAGAAAUAAAGCACCCAAUCAGCAUAUGAGAUAAACUACUAAGUUUAAUUCUAAAAUUAAAGAAACUAUUUGUGCUGAUGUGCUGAAGAGGCACCACUUGUAUAUAGCAGAAUGAAUCAGACAUUUUACAGCAAAAACCACAAACAGACGACUAAAAAGCAACUACUAAACACUUCAAGAGAAUACAGAAGAAUAUUGAAAGUAUAAAGCUUUUCUUUAAAAAAAAUCAGCGCCAUUGUUAUUGUGCAAUAAGUAUAGUAAAAAACAUGAAAAUCAUUGAAAAGAUUCUAAGAAUUGUAUAUUUUCAAAAUAUGUAUUGCCUUGUCAUUGCUAAUUAGUUUAAGGUUUGUUAAGGAAAGAUUAUAGAUGAAAUGAUAAAAAUCUACUGCGAAUAAUUAAUAAAAUGUGAAAGCUUUAACUGAAAUAA
Messenger RNA from Wyeomyia smithii (pitcher-plant mosquito), 15066 nucleotides. Its product is annotated as cilia- and flagella-associated protein 298-like. The record is from RefSeq and is a predicted model, not a curated record. The transcript has 2 exons. NCBI's taxonomy places the organism in Eukaryota, Metazoa, Arthropoda, Insecta, Diptera, Culicidae. Gene Ontology annotation, biological process: regulation of sodium ion transport; regulation of cilium movement. Gene Ontology annotation, molecular function: sodium channel regulator activity. The coding region runs from base 1901 to 3379 and encodes 492 amino acids.